AUGACGUCCGAUUCGAAGCAAGAAACAAAAUGUUCAAGUCCCAUUUGUUUGGACCCACUAAUUGAUCCGUAUACGCAUACGUCUUGUGAUAAUUCAUUUUGUAACAAAUGUAUUAAAAAACUUCGAACAUGUCCAUUUUGUCGAUCAACUAUUUUAAAUUCAACAAAUCUCAAAAUGACAAAUCGUGCACUACGAAAUAUCUUAGAUGAAUUGGCCGUUCAAUGUAAUGUUUGCAAACAAAUUUUACAACGUGGAGAUUUUUCCUAUCAUUGUAAAGAAAAUUGUCUACCACGUUCAUUUAUAACACAUCAUCAAGAAGAAGAAAUAGCAGCUAUGUCUGAAAUUUGUAAAACAACAUUAGGCGAUAGAGAAAGUGGAUUAACUCGUGAUGAAUAUGAUCAACAUCUUUCAAAUGUAUAUCGAAGAAUACAUAAAUUAGAAACCGAAUUAUUUGAAUUAAAGAAAGCUAUUUAUUUUUGUAUAUUUGUUAUUGCUUGUCUAUUGACAAUCAUUUUUUUUGAUGAAAAAAAGUCAACGUCCAAUAAUCAAGGUGAAACUCGAAGUAGCGGCAAAUUAGAUAAAAGUGGAUCAACAGCAGAGAAACAACAACAGAAAGGAUCGACAAAAUCAAAAAGAGAUCAUCAGGAUACAGAUCAACCAGGGGUAACACCACGUGAUUGGCAAUCGGGACAAAAACCUAUUGGAAAUGAUCCAAAGUAUGGAACGGGAGCAUCAAAUGAGCCUAAUCCUGGAAAAACCACUUGA
This is a messenger RNA of Didymodactylos carnosus, 765 nucleotides long. The record is from the annotation of a GenBank genome assembly. NCBI's taxonomy places the organism in Eukaryota, Metazoa, Rotifera, Eurotatoria, Philodinida, Philodinidae.